Cyprinus carpio (common carp) is the source of this 2786-nucleotide messenger RNA. RefSeq names its product nuclear protein AMMECR1-like. The record is from RefSeq and is a predicted model, not a curated record. NCBI's taxonomy places the organism in Eukaryota, Metazoa, Chordata, Actinopteri, Cypriniformes, Cyprinidae.
CCUCGGAGAGAUAUAACGUAAGCUCCUCUCGGUUAUUACGUCCGUCAAAGCGAGGGAAGGUGGAGCAUUGUCCGUCGUACGUGCUGACGCAGUGGGAUUUCUACGUGUGGUCUGCGUUUCGGCCCGCCCUUCCCGCGGUGACGGUGAUGGGUCGGAAGCGGUGUGUUGGUGCAGAUUGUUCGAAGAUGGCGGCAGGGUGCUGCGGGGUGAAGAAGCAGAAGUUGUCGGGAUCCCCCGGGGGUGGGGGUCCCGGCGGGGCGGGCAGCGGAGUAGCCGGGACAGGACAUUGUGGAUCGGAAUUGGGGAUCGGGUCGUCGUCGACUGUUGUGGCCGGGAACGUGAAUCGGCUGAACGGCCUGGGGGGUCCGGGGGGUAGCAGUAGCAGCGGCAGCGGCAGCAACAACACCAAUGCUCUCUCCCCAACUCCAGGAGGCUACAACUCCACCGGCCUCUCCCCGACCCUCAGCCCCGGCUCCGGAGCCAGGAAGAUGGUCGUUUCGGCGGAGAUGUGUUGCUUUUGCUUCGACGUGCUUUAUUGCCAUCUUUACGGAUACCAGCCUCCUCGAACACCCAGGUUUACAAACGACCCCUACCCACUGUUUGUCACUUGGAAAAUCGGCCGGGACAAGCGGUUAAGGGGUUGUAUAGGUACAUUUUCUGCCAUGAACCUGCACUCAGGACUCAGGGAGUACACCCUUACCAGUGCCCUUAAAGACAGUCGCUUUCCCCCCAUGACGAGGGACGAGCUGCCGCGCCUCUUCUGCUCAGUGUCUCUGCUCACAAACUUUGAGGAUGUUGGUGAUUAUCUAGACUGGGAGGUGGGUGUUCACGGCAUUAGGAUAGAAUUUUUUAAUGAAAAAGGAUCAAAGCGCACCGCCACCUACCUGCCAGAGGUUGCGAAGGAGCAAGGAUGGGACCACAUUCAGACUAUAGAUUCCUUACUUCGAAAGGGAGGUUAUAAAGCUCCUAUCACAAAUGACUUCAGGAAGACUAUUAAAUUGACCAGGUACCGUAGUGAAAAGAUGACCAUGAGCUACGCAGAAUACAUCGCCCACCGCCAGCAUCAUCACUACCAGAAUGGCAUCGGGCACCCUCUCCCUCCAUACAACCAUUAUUCCUGACAGCGAGCCGCAUGACCAGCCACUGGACCUCUCGGCGGACAUCUUCCCGGGAGAGCCCGCCCCCUCGUGGUCUAGCUAUCUGUACUACUGUACCAUUUUAUGAUGAUAGUUUCCGUUGCCAUGUCGACAGUCCGUUGGAGGCAUGGCAGCGGGUGGCAAAUAAGCAUUAGGUGAUUAUAAAGCGAAAAAAUACAAUUCAUUUAUUUUGACAUUUUUAUUCUUUGUAUUAAUUUAGUUUUUGCAGCAUAUAUAUAAAUAUAUAUCAACCCCUUUCCUUUUUAAGCAAAUAAACAAGUACCAAGUUUUUUUUCUUUUUUGUUGUUUUAACAAAUUUCCUAAAAUCAGGUUUCUCAGUCUGUGGAUGGAAAUAAGUCAUAUUAAAUGAUGGGCUAGUUUUGAAGAUGCUUUUUAUGUACGCUCAGCUUUAGUGACUUUUUUUUUUGUUGCAAUUUUGUUGUUGUUUUUUUUCCUCUUUUAUUGUUUCUUAUUAGUUUGACUUUAUCAUAUAGGCAACCACAGGGUUUAAGGGAUUCUCUUUCCUCUCUGUGCAAUUCCUCUGAUCAUUUUCUUUUGUGAGUGGUGAUUUUGUUUUCCUUUCUCGUUUUAUCGUGAGCAUUGUUGUGGGUUGUAGGGAUAUGCAGUGUGGCAGAGUUAGAACUAGUCAAAUCUCGUUUUUGUUUUCCUCUAAUUCUCAGAUUAUUGAAACCACUAUCUUAAAUUAGUUUUUGGGUACCACAGAAUAUUUUCCCCAUAAUGCAGAAGCCUGUUGCUCUUAGCAUUACCAGAGUUGAUUUGAACUGAAUUUACUUAGAUAAACAGUUAGGCCCUUUUUUGUGUAGUGUUGCUACACGCGUAUUAAUCCAUGUGUCUCUUCUUUUGUUGAUGUGUUGUGCUAGUGUCGUUUGUGAGGUUGAAAGUAUAGGGCUGUACUAAAGGUGUAAUUGGACAAAGGUCUUUCUAGUCAGUUUUUGCCCACAACUGAAAUUUGUCUGUUUCGUAUCGCUCCUAUUUUGUCACACAGAGAGGAAAACCUUUGUGAGAGACCAAGGUCAAAUGACAGGGACAAGCUAAAAAAAAGCCAUACUCUUUUUAACGCAUGCUGUGGCAUUGUGGUUUCUCUAAAUGGCUGUUUUUAAUUCAUUUCUCUCCUGGUCCGUUUACCUGGCACAGGAAUCUUCACUCUUGUUUUUAAUGAUCUGGUCUUAUGGAUGAGUAUGUCCAUUUCUGUCUCACAUGGCAGCAAUGUUUACACCUCCAUACGAAUGCGUGAACUUUACAGUGGCUGUAAUUAAGAAGAUAACUUACGGAUCCUCGAGUCAAGCUGCUCUGGUGGCAUCUGAACCCCUCCACAUCUCGCGGUGAAGCUCGUCACACCAGGGAGUUUUUAAACUGCGGUUGUAGGUGUUUUCAUAGUUUUCUCAUGGACAAUUUAUUAGGCCCAUUUUAAACUCUUGCUCUGAAAGGUGUCCGUGUUAUUUUUUAUUUUUUUCAAAGACCAGGAUGUAGACAGAAUAUCACGUGUCAUAUUGUCUGUAGAAGCAGUGGACUCGCUUUUGAUCACUUCUGAAAGGAAAAUCGGGAACGAUUUCUGUCUUUUGUUUUCAUAUGCAAAAUGUUAAGGGCUUUUGGGGUUCCAUCCACAGUCAUUAUCCAGCUCACUAAAAC